This is a messenger RNA of Dimorphilus gyrociliatus, 2255 nucleotides long. The record is from the annotation of a GenBank genome assembly. Lineage: Eukaryota; Metazoa; Annelida; Polychaeta; Dinophilidae.
AUACUGAUUAUCGCUGUUAAGUUAAAGGAGGUUGGCUUUGGAUUGAUAACCUUCAAAAAUGGGUGCUCAAGCGGCUCCACUUGUAAUGAUAGUUAUAUUCCUACCUUUUGUAGUUGCAUUCUCUGUAUACGCCAUUUAUCAUGAAGUUAUGGAGCAUCCUAAGGCUUUGUCGGUUACUAAAAGCGCUCUAGCUGGAAUUGGAUGCCUAAUUCUUGUUAUAUUAUCCUUUGCCGGAGUUGAUUAUUUCCGUAGAAGGAUUUCUGGCGUUACCCAAUACACAUUUGGACACAUGGCUAGUCAUUAUAUAUGCUUAAUCAGAUUGCAAUUUACCGGUAGACGAAUGAGGAAUAAACUUGAAUCAGAUACCAUUGAACUUCGUGAGGUUCAAAGUAGACUUAUUUUACAAAGGCUUCGAAGAAAUCAAAGCACAAUUUAUGGUCGUGAUUAUAAUUUUAAAAUAAUGAAAACGGUUGAAGACUUUACAAAACAACAUCCUCUAACGAGAUAUAGUCAUUAUCAAUCGUACUUAGAGCAGAUUGUUGAAGGUCAAGAAAACGUUCUUAAUGUUGAUAGUACAGUUCUGUUAGCUAUAACAUCAGGAGCAUCUGGACAUAGCAACAUGUUGCCCGUUUUGUCGCACGAAAGGACUUUACAUUAUAGAUUUGGUUAUGCAAUUGUUUGGCGCAUUCUACAUGAUAACUUUAGCGAAUUGAAACGAUUAAGAAAAAUUCUUAGAUUUGCCUACGUACCAAGAACUAAAACAAUCGCUUGCGGUAUACCGGUUGGACAACAACAACCGAAUGUUGAAUAUACUUUGCAAAUGUUAAGUACACCCACAAAAGCAUUCAAAAUUACAGAUGACUAUUCCCUUUUAUACAUUCAUCUGCUAUUUGGCUUAAGAGAUCCUAAUAUUGGUUUAAUUGAGAGUGGCUUUGCCUCUGUUCUCUACACAGCUAUGAGAGCUCUAAGGAACCAUUGGCACGAUUUAGUACACGAUAUAGAAACUGGAACAAUAAAUUGCGAUAUCAAAUUAGAUACGAAUCUCAGAAAACAUUUAGAAUCAUUACUUUUUCCGGAUCUUAAUAGAGCAUCUUUUCUUCGUGAAGAGUUUGAUAGAGGUUUCGAUGGUAUUGUAUCAAGAAUUUGGCCUGAUCUACAAUGUGUAUUAACUGUUGAUUCGGGUUCUAAUGAUAUAUAUGGACGGAUUUUGAAGCAACAUGAAUUUCAAGGAAUUAUCUUCUAUUCAGCUCUCUAUUCAGCAACCGAAGGCCUUCUAGGAAUCAAUUUAGAUCCUUUAAGUCACAAUAGACAUUAUUUAUUAAUCCCUAGAACCGUAUUUUAUGAAUUCAUUCCAUUGGAACAAAGUGACGAAGAACAACCUUCCACUCUACUAUUAGAUGAAGUUGAAGAUGGAAAAGAUUAUGAGCUAGUUGUAUCAAAUCAAAGUGGACUUUAUAGAUACCGAUUCGGAGACGUAGUUAGAGUUGUUGGUUUCCAUAAUCAUUGUCCCUUAAUUGAAUUUCUUUAUAGACAAGGACAAUUCUUGAACGUUAGAGGAGAGAAAACUAGUGAAAAAGCGUUCUAUUCAGCUUUAAUUCAUUCCGCUAGAAAUUGGCACGGCAUUAAAAUAAUUGAUUAUUGUUGCGUUGAAAGCGCUGUUCUGGAACAAGUAUCAAAUAAAAGUGAUCUUAUCGAUCUGCCAUAUUAUACAGUUUUCUUAGAAUUAGAAAACGGACAUUUAAUAUGCGCAUCACAAUUGGAUGAGAUUGAUAAAACGUUAUGCAAAGAGUUUUUCGUAUACGAAACAUUUCGAAAGAAGAAUAAUAUUGCUCCAAUGAAAGUAUUCAUAGUUAAGCCCGGAACUUUUUCCGAAUUUAGACAAUUUUUAAGAGAUACUGCAGAUAUUUCUUUGAAUCUUUAUAAGACACCACGAGUACUACGUCGCAUAGAUACUGUCCAAUUUAUGCUGGAUCAUGUUGAUAUUAGAAUGCACUCUCUAUAAACUUGAUUUCAUCGUUUUUUGUACAAGCAUGGUGACAAUUUAAUAUCCGGCAAGCUUUUACCUGGAUUAACUCUUUUCGUUUUUUUAAGUUCCAUCCAAACGAACAUUUUGUACGUUUUCUGCAAUCAAGUAAAGAUUGAGUUCUCGUUGUUUAACAUGAUAUAUGUUAAAAUCUUUUGUUUUAAUUCGUACAUUUAAUUAGCCAGAGAAUAACUAUCUACAUAAAAAUAAAAUACAUGUAUUAUUUCAUAGU